Molecule: messenger RNA, 590 nt
Organism: Nylanderia fulva
Lineage: Eukaryota; Metazoa; Arthropoda; Insecta; Hymenoptera; Formicidae
Source: RefSeq, a predicted model, not a curated record
UAACGCAACACUAAAAGUUCAUUUAAUACAGUAUAAUAUUUGUCAAAAAAGAUGACUAAAUAUAAAUUGUUUAUGAAACUUAAUAAUCUAUUUCUGUAUACAUGAAAUCAACAUGAUAAUCUAUUUCUGUAUACAUGCUCCACCCAAGGGUCCAAAUCAAAGUCAGUAAAUGCACCAGACAACUGUCACGACAAAAGGAUUUGAACAUCUGAUCAGGAACCACUUCAUCAAGAGAUUCACAGACAAUUCAUCAAAAUUAUAUGUAUAAUAAUAACGUAGCAGCACACCAAAACAAAUGCAUUCAGAGUCCCAUGGCUUCAAGACAAUCAAAACAGCAUCAUCGCAUGGCAUAUUGGCAGCAAGACCUCACUUCAAUCCUGGACGCAUUUAUCGAGAAGUCUGUCUGUCAUCAGUUUGCCAUCAAAAUCGUUCAACAACAAAGAGGUAUCCAAGCAGAAAAAGGUUAUACACAUAACAUAGACCUCUCUAUGAUAACCAUUUACACAUUUCAUAAUAAAUUUGUAAUAACCACUUUGAGCAAUAAUAAUAAUAAAUUGACACUGAACAUCACAAGAUCGUUCAUUAUUUGA